Sardina pilchardus (European sardine) is the source of this 2552-nucleotide messenger RNA. It is a transcript of the gene il20ra, whose product is annotated as interleukin 20 receptor, alpha. Gene Ontology annotation, cellular component: plasma membrane. The record is from RefSeq and is a predicted model, not a curated record. Gene Ontology annotation, molecular function: protein binding; cytokine receptor activity. The transcript is spliced from 7 exons. The coding region runs from base 168 to 1697 and encodes 509 amino acids. NCBI's taxonomy places the organism in Eukaryota, Metazoa, Chordata, Actinopteri, Clupeiformes, Clupeidae. Gene Ontology annotation, biological process: cytokine-mediated signaling pathway.
ACGCUGUCAUUCAAGUCCUACGACUGGAGUUGACACUCACCUGCCAGGAAGACACGAUGGUGCAGUGUGCUCACCAAACCUGUCUACGAAGAAAGAUUUCGAAGGAAUUCAUUUUCUUUUUAAAUGAUUAAUUGACUUCUGUUAUAUCACGAUGUAGAAGAUCCAAAAUGUGGAACAUGUUUUUAUUUGCGGUCACUCUCCUGGCGUUACACAGGACAGAUUCCAUUGACAUUGAUCCACCAGAAAGAGUUCGUUUCAACUCCAUCAACCUGCAGAAUGUUGUGGUGUGGAGUCCUGGUAUGGAGGGGACCAACUACUCAGUGGAGUAUGCAAUUUAUGGUGAUGAAGAUAAGACGAAACAGGGCCAGGUUCUAUGGAGGCCAGUGGAACAUUGCACAUCGAUCCUCCUGAACUCCUGUGACUUGUCCGACCAGACCUAUAAGCUUGACGAGACUUACUACGCCAGAGUGAGGGCAAUGAGAGGCUCUGCGGUCACCUCAAACUGGAUAGUGACUCAGAGGUUUGAACCUCGGAUGGACACGGCCCUGGGUCCACCUCAAUUCAAUAUGCACAUCAGCGGAAAUUCCCUUGAUAUUCAUUUGAGGGGUCCAAUGCGGUGGAAGAACAAAAAAAUGAACAAAGAGCGUCCUAUGAAGAAUGUAUAUGAGAUAUGGUACAACAUCUCUGUCUAUGACAACACAAGCAGACACUCGAAGCAGAUUUUUACUAAGAACCAGUCCUACAGACUUGACUCGCUGGAAUAUGAUACUAUGUACUGCGUGUCUGCUGGGACCUAUUCACAGAACAUUCCUCUUGAAUCCCACACAAGUGAAUGGAAGUGUGAGAAAACACCAACAGAUCCUUUCAAGAAGCAUAUGUUGAUGGUGAUUCUAGCUGGUCUUCUACCCUCAGCAGUGUCUUUGUUUGCCCUGAUAUUGUCCAUCUGUCUUGUGUACCAUUACGUAUUUGGAAACAAGCAGAAGCAACCAGAUUGUACGAGCAUAUCGCCCGAGGAGAAAACUUUUGUACCUCCCGUGGCAGUUAUCGAUGUCCUCAACAUCCACAAACCCAGCCUGCAGUCCCUGGAGGAGGAGAUUGUGAAGCUCCUUCCUAGCCAGUUGCCUGUUUUCAAGACUCCUCCACCACCAGCACCGCAACAACCCAGCGAUGAGUCCCAACCGCCCAGCUAUACAGCCCAGCGAGUGGACAGAGCACCACCGGAGUACGACGACGACGACGACGAGAUGCCUCCGGACUACGGAUUUGUCAGCCACUCACCUCCAGAGGAAUCAACGGGACGAGGCUUUGACCCCCUCGCGCCGCCACAGCCCCCAAUGCCUCCUGUCACCGGACAUAACAGUUACAUGACGCAGACUAUCAGCAGGCCGGGGCAGUCAACAUAUCAGAGCAACACCGAUGAGGUUGAGAACGAGGAUGGGGAAGAGGAAGAGGAUGCAAAUGGUCCGACGUUAGUUGACUGGAACCCCAGCACUGGGGUCCUGCAUAUCCCAGAGCUAAACUCCAUGCCAUUGCUGGGGGCCAGACGAGCGGUAAAGCAGGAAGAAGUCAUGACGGUGCCCAGGAGCAUCUUCUCCGGCCUGGUGAUGAGACAGUCAUCACGUGAGAGCUGUGAGUCUGUGGAUGGCCUCUCUAAAAUGGAGACUAUUUGGCAGCUUCAAGUCCAAAUGGAAGAAUAACUCAUGUAAGCCGUUUCAGUCUGUUCCUAGAGGGUUUUACCGUUGCAAACGUUCAAAAUCAGAUACUUUGAAACGAAAAUGAAAAUGAAACUUUUAUUGUUUGCUUGUUUGUUUGUCCCCAAGUUACCAUAAGCUCAAACCUUUGGUGUUUUCUGUGUCACCGGAAAUACCUUAGGAAUGCACCUGUUUGUUUAUGCAUUCGAAAGGCGAAGAUACAUGGGCCAACUUUUUGUGCAACCGCACAACCAGCUCCAUGUGAUCUGAUUGGAUGAUCAUGAAAAUUGGCCUACUGAUGAUUACAUUCUUUGUCCGUGAACAUUGCCCUGCAACAUUGCUCAAGUUGCAAGUUUCCUUGGGUAUAAGAGUAACUCAGCUCUAAGCGCACUGACUGCUAGAGUUGCCAAACUCAAUGCACAAAAUGAUGUAUCUGUGUAGACAGCAUAGCAGAGGUGGUGAUCAGAUUGAACCUUUAUCAUUUGCCUAUAUACUGUAUUUUUUGUCUUAUUGGAAGGUAUGAUGAUGUAAUAUAAUAUAUCCUUGAUUACUGAUGAUUCAACCCUUUCUGGUAAUAUCCUAAACACUAUGAUAGCCUAUUUUAUACAAUGCAGUUGAUAAAUAUGAAUACUUUUCUUCAGCCUAUCACAAAGACUAGGCCUAUUGUGAAGUUGUGAAAUGAAGCCUGCCUGUAGGCCUAUAUGUGCCAAAUAAGUGUUUCCUCUUAAAAAUGAAGUAGCCAACUGAUUGAAGUGAGUUUCACCCUUUGAACAGCUGCAAUCAUAUUGUCCUAGAUCUAAGCCUACUCUGAUUGUAAAUACAUAUGGCUGUAUAUGGUAAAUAAAUACUAGGUUUAUACUA